AUGUCCCAGGCAGACGGGCCAGGGCCAGGGCCAGGGCCAAGGUCAAGGCCAGCUUCCCCCGACCAUGUCGUGGACAGAAGACGCUCGCUGUCUGCCACAUCCGAGAAGGAAAAUAAUACAUUCGAGGAUGCCGUCGAUACCACCGAAGUCCGAUCUCUGACCAAAAGGACGCCCUCUAUUUCGCAGCAACAACCUUCUCAAGCCGCGACUGUCGAUCCAGCUGCGACUAAGACGGGGGACGCCCCCGAGAACAUCGGCAAGGAUGACGACAAAAUCGACGAAAAUGACGAGAAGAACGAGGAAGACCGUGGCAGUCCUGAAGAACAAGAGCUGCAGCAGAAGGCAUCUCUCGCGUCGAAGCGCUUAUCAAACACCUCAAAUCUAGAUGUCGUCAAUCUUGACGAUGACAACAGUCCUCCGCCACCGCCAGAACCAAAAGACAGUCCCGCCGAGACCAAAGAAGCCCCCCGAACUAUAUCGCUAAGCAACAUUGCCAGCUCGCUACCGGCCAUGCCGUGGUCACCCCCUGCCGCCUCUUCACCUGCAAAGUCUCCCGACCCUGUGAUCUCUGUAGUCCAGCCACCGCCACCACCUCCGGCUCCGGCUCCGGCUCCGGCUCCUGGCCCACCCACUCGCAGGCUCACCAGUCCCUUUUCCUGGCUCUCACGAAAUAACACGGGCAAGGAUAAGGAGCCAAGUCGCUCGCCACCUCCCUCUCAAUCGCCCCGGAGAAAUACGGCCAGCUCUAUCGCCACGCUGACUAGCAACCCAGAUAUGAUGCUGAGCAGGCUAGAGGAGGAAAAAGAAGGAGCCGUCGAGAAUGGCGUCAAUGGUACGAGGAAUAACUUGAAAGACCGGUUCAAGAUGCUGCGGAUGCGGGAAGAAGCCGGCAUUUCCCCCUCCGCCGUAGCCACGGACGACCAAAAGGGGCUGAGCGCCACCGUGGCUGCUCUCGUCAGCCGCUCUAACCACCUAACCAUCGGUGGAGCCACCUCUCAGACACAUGAGGGCGAGGACGGCGACGCAGCGUCGGAACCCCCUCCCAAAAGCCCUAUGCCGGUCAGUCCUAACCUGUCCCUCGCCCCCGGAACAGCCUCCGGUGUCACCGCCGGCCCGUCGGAUAUGGCGAGCGGCCAGGUCGACUGGGAUCUCUGGCAAUCCGUCGUGUACGAAGGCCCGGCCGCCGUGGCGCGAACCAGCCCGGAGGAGCUUAACAGGGCCAUUGCCACCGGGAUUCCCAACGCCAUCCGGGGCGUCAUCUGGCAAGUCCUUGCACAGAGCAAGAACGAGGAGCUGGAGGCCAUGUACAAAGAACUCGUGGUACGAGGCACCGAAAAGGAGCGAGACAGGAAUAGCAACGGCACCUCCAUCAGCGCGGCGAGCAACGGCAACCUCGGCACACAGAACGACACGAAUACGUCGUCCGCAUCGUCGGUCCAUUCCGAACCGGCGGGAGCCAACGGCGUGACCCCACCAGCGGUCAACGAGAAGACCGCAGAGGCGUUGCAGAAGGCGGCCCAGGCGGACGCGGCCGAGAAGAAGAGGCGGCAAAAGGAGGACGCCGCCAUGAUCCAGAAGCUGGAGAAGACGAUCCGGCGAGACCUCGGCUCCCGCACGAGUUUCUCCAAGUAUGCGGCGUCGGCGGGGCUUCAGGAGAGCCUCUUCGGCGUCUGCAAGGCCUAUGCGCUGUUCGACGAAGGCGUGGGCUACGCCCAGGGCAUGAACUUCCUCGUCAUGCCCAUCCUCUUCAACAUGCCCGAGGAAGAGGCCUUCUGUCUGCUGGUGCGGCUCAUGAACCACUACCACCUCCGCGACCUCUUCGUCCAGGACAUGCCGGGCCUGCACAUGCGCCUGUACCAGUUCGAGCGGCUGCUGGAGGACCUCGAGCCGGCGCUCUACUGCCACCUCCACCGGCGCGGCAUCUCGCCCCACCUGUACGCGACGCAGUGGUUCCUCACGCUCUUCGCCUACCGCUUCCCCCUCCAGCUCGUGCUGCGCAUCUACGACCUCAUCCUGUCGGAGGGCCUCUCGGCCAUCCUCCGGUUCGGCCUCGUCCUCAUGCAGAAGAACGCCGCCACGCUGCUGGGCAUGUCGGACAUGGCGCAGCUGACGGCCUACCUCAAGGACAAGCUGUUCGACGUGUACAUCGACAGGGACCCCAGCGCGGGCAGCAUCCUCGAGAACGGCUUCUUCGGCAGCUCGAGCGCCAGCAUCGACAAGGAGGUGUACCGCGCGGACCAGCUCGUGCGGGACGCGUGCGAGGUCAAGAUGGCGCCCGAGACGCUCAAGGCGUACACGGCCGAGUGGGAGGAGAAGACGCGGGCGGAGCGCGGGCGCGAGGCGGAGCUGGAGCAGCUGCGGGCCGCCAACGCCAGCUUGGCGGUGCGGGUGCGCCGGCUGGAGGAGCGGGUGGAGACGUGCGACCGCGAGCAGGCGGCGCUGGCGACGGAGCUAGUGCACACCAAGGUCGACAACGAGGAGCUCCGGGACGAGAACGAGAGCCUGAAGGGCCAGGUGCGCGAGCUGCGCGUCGUGAUUGAGAAGCAGCCUGAGGAGCUCGAGUCCGCCUGGCGGCAGGAGCGGGACGACCUCAUGAAGCGGAACGAGAAGGUGCACGAGGAGAACCAGCGGUUGGAGAAGGAGAUGGCGGAACUUGAGGAGGAGCUCGUGCAGACGAAGAUGCAGUAUGCCGAGAUCAAUUCUCAACACGAGACGCUUACACGCAAGUGGACCGAUCUCAAGCGGCAAUUCGCAUGA
This is a messenger RNA of Sodiomyces alkalinus F11, 2757 nucleotides long. Its product is annotated as RabGAP/TBC. Lineage: Eukaryota; Fungi; Ascomycota; Sordariomycetes; Glomerellales; Plectosphaerellaceae. The transcript has 4 exons. Bases 1 to 2757 code for a protein of 918 amino acids. The record is from RefSeq and is a predicted model, not a curated record.